This is a messenger RNA of Auanema sp. JU1783, 1179 nucleotides long. Lineage: Eukaryota; Metazoa; Nematoda; Chromadorea; Rhabditida; Rhabditidae. The record is from the annotation of a GenBank genome assembly.
AUGAACGCACCAGCAGCGUUCGAAUCAUUUUUAAUCUUUGACGGUGAGCGGAAGAUCAGUUUUGAGAAAGACACCAAAGUUCCUAACGCCGCUGUAUUCACCAUCAACAAGGAAGAUCACACUAUUGGAAACCUUCUGAAGCACCAGCUUUUGAAGGACCCCAACGUUCUUUUCGCCGGAUACAAAAACCCUCACCCUCUCGAGCAUUGCAUUAUUCUCCGUGUGCAAACUACAAGCGAUAGUACUCCCUCGGACGCAUUGACAAACGCGAUUACUGAUUUGAUCGCCGAGCUUUCCUUGUUCGAAGAGAGAUUUAAGGUUUACUCUCCCUACACUCCUUCUAUUAGUAUUAUUGUUCUAGGACGCUGUAAAGGAGCCUUCAAAAUGACUUCCGAGUGUUCUCCUAUUAUUCGUGUAUGUAGAAAACGAUCAGCUGAUCCUCAUAGCGCAUUAGUUGUUCAAUUAAAGCGGCAAAAAGCCGACCCCCUUCUUUUCUCACUUUUCAAAACAUGUGAUACCCCCGAACCUGAAUUCACUGAAAAAUCGUCAUCAAAGAAAGUCAUCGAUUUCUCCUCCAAUAAUGAUACUCAUAGCAAUGACAUCGAAAUAGACAAUCCAUUAGCGUUCGCUAACAAUUCAAUUAAUGAAGUUGGUGGUCCAGAACCUCAAGUGAGGCACGAUGAUCAGAUAAUUACGAUCAAUGGACAACCUAUGGUCUCCAACCGGCCUACUGCCGACUUCGUUUUUGACUUUUACAAAAUAUCCAGAGGCUUCAUCAGUAAAGAUGUUGAGGAUAUCACAGAUCUCGAUAUGCGUUUCGCCACUAAAGAAGAAGAAGAUAUGUUGUGUCUCGAUGAUAACUCUGAGAGCGAAAACGGUUGUUUAGAGGACGAUGAAGAUUCUAAUGAUGAAGGCAAUUGGCGUAAUGAUUAUCCUGAAGAAGAAUCUGAAGAUGAGUUCCACAACGGUGAAGAUGAUAACGGUGGUGAUUUCGGUAACCUGCGAUUGCAAAUGCAGCGAUUCGGCUUCAACGAUGAAGAAGAAGAGUAUGAUGUCGAUGAUGAUUUAGAUCUAGAAAAUGAUUAUGAUCAAUUCGAUAUUCUUGCUGACGAUGAAGUUGAUCACAUUUUUGAUGACGAUGAUGAUGACGAUGAUGACAAUGGGUUAGGCGUUGAGUAA